GUUACGUUGGUUCAAGAGUUGUUGUACCUCCUCAUUUUUCUGAGAGGCAUUCUGUUACAUUACUCUUUCACUCAUCUCACCAAGCAAGCAUCUUCCGUUUUUGAAAGUAGAAAACCUAAUGAGAAAUCUCAAUCCUCAUGCGCUAACUUCUUUUCCUAACAAACUAUUUCACAUUCCCAACAGAUUUUACUGCGUGGAUUCUGAAAAAAUGCCCAAAGGCUUCAUCGAUCGUUUCAAGUGGAAAUUCAGAAAAUACGAAACUGUUCCAUACACUAAACGAUCACGUUAUAUUAUAUACCCAACACAUCAGAGGGAGAGAAGUCGCGGCGAGAAACAGUUUCAACUAUUCAAACAAAGUUUCCGACGAGAUGCAAUUUUGCCUCCUUCACAUCCACAUACUGUUAGGGUUAAAAAGAUUCUCAAUAACAUUCUCAAUGCAUUGCAGAAAGAGAGGAACAAAAUGAGGUCUGCUUCUUCUAACUAUAGCUUUUUGCAUCUUCUUUGGUUGCGUCUUAUUCGAAGGUUACCGCCUUCUAUGUCCCAUCUGGAUGGAUUAAAUUGGGAGAUUUUGGUUGUCAAUGCUCCUGACUUAACUUGCCAAUGUUGCCCUGGUGGCAAGAUGAUUAUAUCCAAGGUUCUUAUUAACCAUUUUUCAAAUGAUGCGGAGAUUGCAACUUGUAUUGCACAUGAGGUUGCACAUAUUGUGGCUCGACACCCUGCUGAAAAAAUCACAAAGAGCGUGUGGAUUUAUAUUGUGUAUAUGGGGCUUAACAAGUUUAUCAGCAUUGAUUAUAGUAAGCAAGUGGCGCCGCUUGUCUCUAGACUACCUUUCCACCGACGGUUUGAAAUCGAAGCUGAUUACAUCGGCCUUCUACUAAUGGCAGCAGCUGGCUAUGAUCCUCAGGUGGCACCUAAAGUAUGUGAAAAGAUAGAAACGUUAUAUGAACGUGACAACGAUUCUAUGCUUACAUGUUUUUUUGAUACCCAUCCAUCAGGAGGAAAAAGAGCCAACGCAUUGACUCGGCCUAAGAUAAUGAAUGAAGCUCUUGUUUUAUAUAAUGAGGCAAUUGCAACAACAAGGUGUGGGGUUGAAUGAUUUCAUUCUAUUGGACUGCAUAUUCACCAUGUCCACAAACUACAAAUGCAUCUAGUUGAAACCUCUCAUAAAUUUCAAUUCUAGUUUAAUUUCAUCUAUGUUUGCAAUUAACUUUUAUGUUUGUUUCAGUUUCUAUGGAAUUUAGCCUGUUAAAGAAGUUGUUUGGGUAACCGACAUUACUAUAAUUGAAUUAGCAAUAGACUUCCCAGGAAUAACAGAAAAUACAGGAAUAACGCCAAUAAUAAUUAUAAAUAUUAUCUGGAGCCAAACUUGUUCUAUCUUUCACCUGUGCAUAGUUACUUCUACCAAAACUUUCACCUGUGAAUCUCCAGUAGCAAAACUUCAAAGUUAAAGUUGAUUUAUUUCUGAGAAAUAGUAUGUGUAUUGU
Messenger RNA from Vicia villosa (hairy vetch), 1484 nucleotides. RefSeq names its product mitochondrial metalloendopeptidase OMA1-like. NCBI's taxonomy places the organism in Eukaryota, Viridiplantae, Streptophyta, Magnoliopsida, Fabales, Fabaceae. Gene Ontology annotation, cellular component: membrane. The record is from RefSeq and is a predicted model, not a curated record. Bases 119 to 1096 code for a protein of 325 amino acids. The transcript is spliced from 3 exons. Gene Ontology annotation, molecular function: metalloendopeptidase activity.